AGUGUUCCACAAUAUCCCCAACAAAGGACGCGUGUAUGCACAUGAGGAUUCCAAAACGGUUGAGAUUUUUCCUGAUCGUUCUUGUAACUUUUUCCCUGCUUACUCCCGAACUUUCUUUUCUUCUACUUCUAUAUAUGUGCUAUGCCCCCAACAAAUUCUCACUACCCAAGCAGACGAGAAAGAAAUUGUUUGUUGUUCCUUUCAGAGUACUCAUUCACGUCAAAGAUUCUACUAUUUCUCUUGGUUUUCUCCUCCAACAGCGUUUGAAAAUGAGCCGAGUUGCUGAGACAAUGACCCAUUGGUUUAGUUUACUAGAAAACAUCGAAAAAUUCAUGUUCCCUCCACGGACUCAGGACACUCAUGAGAACGAGAACAAAGGAUUCAGUGUCAUACCAGCCGACAUUUUGGACACUCCCAAGGAGUUCAUUUUCGACCUAGAUGUUCCAGGCUUGUCCAAGUCGGAUAUCCAGGUCACUAUUGAAAAUGAGAACACAUUGGUGAUCAAAAGUGGUGGGAAGAGGAAACGUGAGGAAGUUGAAGAGGAAGGAUGUAAAUACAUCAGGCUUGACAGGAAGCCAUUCCAGAAGCUGAUUAGGAAGUUCAGAUUGCCUGAGAAUGCCAAUGUGUCUGCUAUUACAGCUAAAUGUGAAAAUGGGGUUUUGACUGUGGUUGUUGAGAAGCUUCCCCCACCAUCAAAGCCUAAAACAGUUGAAGCUGCCAUAGCUUAAAACAGGGCCACGGUUUAGUUGUUGGAAACUUUAGGCAUCAAACAAUCAAACAUUGUUUAAUGUAUCUAGAUGUUAUCCGUAUUUUCAUUUAUAAUUUAAUGUAAUUCGGUAGAUUUGUGCCACUUCUCAUUUUGCUUAGUUUGGAUUAUCUCAUUACUCAAGUAUCUGCUGGUAAAAC
This is a messenger RNA of Durio zibethinus, 906 nucleotides long. The record is from RefSeq and is a predicted model, not a curated record. NCBI's taxonomy places the organism in Eukaryota, Viridiplantae, Streptophyta, Magnoliopsida, Malvales, Malvaceae.